AUGUCGCAAUCCGACGACUCCGCUCGACCCACUGCGGUCUUUGUGGGCCUGGGCGCGAUGGGCGCCGCCAUGGCCGAACGAAUCGGUACGAGCGGCGGGGCGAUCUUCUCCGACCUGGUCCUGUACAACCGCACGCCGGCCAAGGCGGAAUAUGUUGCGGCUCGCGUUUCCGAGCAGGCAUCUGGCGACAAGACCUUGCGCACGACGGUCGCCGCCACGGUGGAUGAGGUUGCCGCUGCGGCGCUCCGAAACCCGAGUGGCGUCGUCAUAGUCGCGAUGCUCUUUGGCGAUGACUCCACCGAGGGCUUCUUCACCGCGUGCCUCAAGCUUCUUCACCGCGACCAGACGGCGGCAGCCCCACCCUUCCUCCUCGCCAACUGCGCCACCAUCUCUGCCCCGGUCGCGCGCAAGCUGGCGCGUCUGGUCCACGAGGCCGGCGGCGCCUUUGUCAACGCGCCCGUCACAGGCCGGCCGCCGCACGCCGCUGCCGGCCAGUUAUGCAGCUGGGUGGCAGCAGCCGGCGAGGCUCCGGGGGUUGCUGCGGGCGCGGACGCCGCUCUAUUCUCUUCGCACCCGGCGCGCGUGUUCGCGGAGCGCGUCGCGCCGCUCUGGAGCAAGCACGCGCGCGUGCUGUCGGAGAGCGACGCGGGCGCGUCUGCGCUGUACAAGCUGUGCACCAACCUCAUGGUGUACGGCUUCGGGCAGGUGCUCGGCGAGGCGCUCCUCCUCCUCGACGCGGCGGGGCUGCCACGCGACUCUUUGCGCGACUGGACCUCUCACGUGCUGCCGGCGCCCAACCUGGUGGACCUGUACUGCGACAAGAUGGUGAGCAGGAGCUUCGGCGGCGACGGUCGGCCGGUGGGGGCGGCGCUCGAGGUGGCGCAGAAAGACCUGCGGCUGAUGCGAGGGCUGGUCGACGAGGCGGGCGGCUCUUCCUCCAACUCCUCGCCCGAUCCGCCUCGCCCGGGGGCUCCGCUUCCGGUGCUGGACGGCGUGCUGGGGGAGGCGAGCUGGGGUGGCAGCUCGCUCCACGCUGCUAGGGAGGCGCCGAUGGACUGGAGCGCCUUCCUGCUGGAGCUCGAGGCGCGGGCGACGAGCUGA
Molecule: messenger RNA, 1101 nt
Organism: Emiliania huxleyi CCMP1516
Lineage: Eukaryota; Haptophyta; Isochrysidales; Noelaerhabdaceae
Exons: 2
Coding region: 1-1101 (366 amino acids)
Molecular function (GO): NADP binding; oxidoreductase activity, acting on the CH-OH group of donors, NAD or NADP as acceptor
Source: RefSeq, a predicted model, not a curated record